AUGGCUGUAGGCAGUACGGCAGAGCUGCAAGCCAAGCCGUUCCCCCGUUACAAUGGCGACACGAAGUCUAAGGGACGAACACCACCGUGGGGCCCGGAGCGCGGCGGGCGGGGCAGUCCCGCGCGGGGCAGUCCCGGCGGCACAGGCCGCGCCCCGCGCCGCUGCGCGCGGGCCCCGCCGCUCCAGCCAAUGGCAGCGCGCCCUUCCCCGCCCGGCGCCGCCAUUGGCCGGGGCCGCCGCUUCCGCCGAGGGCCGGGAUUGGCGGCGGCGCGCGGGCGCGAAAGGCGGCGGCGGCAGCAAAAAGCAAAACCCCGGCGCGCGCCGGUGCCCGCGUGUCCAGAAGUGGCCCUCGAAGUCUUGUAUUUUUUUUCACUUGAGACUUGUUUUGUGAUGGAGACGGUGUUGAAGUCUCCCUGUGAUGAACAGCACCCUCAGCAGGCUGAAGAAUUCCACGGGAAUCUUGAGCAGAGCAGCAAGGUUUCAGCAGGAGUAAAAAAAGAUAUUGAAAAACUUUAUGAAGCAGUGCCACAGCUUGUAAAUGUGUUUAAAAUAAAGGAAAAAAUUGGGGAAGGUACUUUUAGCUCUGUGUACUUGGCCACAGCACAGAUGCAAACAGGAUAUGAGGAAAAAAUUGCUCUGAAGCACUUGAUUCCGACCAGCCACCCUCUGAGAAUAGCUGCUGAACUUCAGUGCCUCACAGUGGCAGGGGGACAAGAUAAUGUUAUGGGAGUUAAAUACUGCUUUAGGAAAAAUGAUCACGUUGUUAUUGUUAUGCCAUAUCUGGAGCAUGAAUCCUUCUUGGACAUUUUGAGUUCCCUUUCCUUUGAAGAAGUGAGGGAAUACAUGUUUAAUCUGUUUAAAGCGUUGAGGCGCAUUCAUCACUUCGGUAUUGUUCACCGUGACGUCAAGCCCAGCAACUUCCUCUACAACAGGCAGCUAAAAAAGUAUGCCUUGGUAGAUUUUGGCUUGGCACAAGGAACCCCUGAUACGAAAAUUGAGCUUCUUAAAACUGCCCACUCUGAAGACCAGCAGGGAAGUUGCUUGCGAACUAAUCCCAUUGUAACCUUGGGAAAUGGGGUUUCUGUCAGUGUCACAGCACCUAAACAGAUAGCUCAACAGUCAGCUUCAAAAGCAGCUGAUAGAAGGUCCAGCUCGCUUUCAAAAGUACAGAUGAAACAAGGAAGAGGAGGAAAGGAAGACUCUGUGCACCAUUCUGUCCAGCGCUCUGUCUUUGGAGAGAGGAAUUUCAAUGUCUAUAGCUCCACAUACCAGGAGAACUCAAGCACAAAACUCAUAAAACAACCAAAGAUGAUAGAUGUUUCAUCUAGGAAGUUAGUAACAAAGAAGAAGGUUAUUUCUACCAAAACUGUGAGCAAUGGGGCAGCGAGGAAAGCUGCCAGUGGUUGCCCUUUAAACGUGCACUGUGACUGUUAUGCAACGGACAGAGUUUGCAGUGUUUGCCUUUCAAGGCGUCAGCAAGUGGCUCCCAGGGCAGGAACACCUGGAUUCAGAGCACCAGAAGUAUUAACAAAGUGCCCCACUCAGACCACAGCAAUAGACAUGUGGUCUGCAGGAAUCAUAUUCCUUUCUCUGCUCAGUGGACGGUAUCCAUUUUUCAAAGCAAGUGAUGAUUUAACUGCUUUGGCACAAAUCAUGACAGUUCGUGGAUCCAGAGAAACCAUUCAGGCUGCUAGAACUUUUGGAAAAUCAAUUGUGUGUACCCAAGUUGUCCCAGCUCAAAACCUACGAACCCUCUGUGAAAAGCUGAGAGGAACAAAUAGCAGCUGUAAGAGAUCUCAGGGGGAAGGGCCCAGCAGGUCUGACAACAUCACAGCUUUGUCAGUUGCAGCAGACAAACCUUGUGCUCCUGAGACACUUGGAAAACAAAUUCAACAUUUACAGAAUUUUCAGGAAAGUGAUGGUGCUUUGGAAACGAAGGCAGCUGACAUGAAAGGAUGGGAUCAGGUUCCUGAUGAAGCAUAUGACCUACUUGAUAAACUACUAGACUUAAACCCUGCAACAAGAAUAACUGCAGAAGAGGCUUUGCUGCAUCCCUUUUUUAAAGACAUAAGGGUCUGAGAAGAUAACUUACUUUGUUAUUCCUCUUAGAUGUUUUGUGUGGAAAUGAAAUACUGAGGCAGUUUUACCUUGUUGCCCUCAACAUUUACACUCAUUGAAAUAACAUCACACUGUGCUCUGAACUACUGAAAUUUUGUCUUGUACAGUUAGACUGCAAAUGUCAGUUUAAGAAAUACUUGCAGAUGCAAAAGUUACAUAAACAUCACUAACAUGGGUCUUAUCCUAAGACACUUCUGAGAGGUUAUUGCUGUGCAUACCUGUUCUCUAAGAAAGUUAACUUUGAUCAAAAACAACAAAGAAAAAAGAGUUUCAUAAGCUCUAUGCUUAAUUCUUGAGGUAUUCCCUUAAAAUUUACAAGUUUGCCUUAAGGUAAGACUGAAAUAAGAAAGUGUUUGAGGGACUUUUUUCUGUACUUGCACAUUUGGUACAUGAGGGACUGAAAAGGGAACAAAGCGUAUUCAUUUUGUUCAGACUAUUUUCAGAGAACAGUAUUACUUUGGGAGUGUUGCUAGAGGAAAGGCCAGGUGCUGCAGAUUAUAUCAUCAAAAGAAAAGCAUAACUUUUAAAAGUACAUUUUUGUUCCUGUCUGGCCUUUGCUACUUAGAAAAUAGUAAUAAAUGCAGUUACUCAUUUUACAUGUGUCCUCAGUGCCAUGGGUGACUGUCAAUAUUCCGCAGCUGCCGCCUUCCAGGAUGUCUUGAGUG
Lonchura striata (white-rumped munia) is the source of this 2783-nucleotide messenger RNA. It is a transcript of the gene CDC7, whose product is annotated as cell division cycle 7. Gene Ontology annotation, molecular function: ATP binding; protein serine/threonine kinase activity. Gene Ontology annotation, biological process: mitotic DNA damage checkpoint signaling; protein phosphorylation. NCBI's taxonomy places the organism in Eukaryota, Metazoa, Chordata, Aves, Passeriformes, Estrildidae. The record is from RefSeq and is a predicted model, not a curated record. Gene Ontology annotation, cellular component: nucleus.